GCAACAACUUCUUGCUUGCAGUUACAGACAACUAUCGGGAGGAAAGGACAGCGGGAUGUGACGCCAAGUGUGAGUUAAUGAAUUUACGCCUCUGCUCCUGCAGGAGCGAGCCCGGUCUGUAUCUCCCUAGUUGAUGGAUGCCCAUUAAUACACCUGCAUUCACGUCUCGGCCGUGGGUAGGCACGCAGGGAUUCAGUGCGGCGCAGCACAGUUUUGCCAAGUCCUUUCCAAACGUCAAUACCCUUCAAGUCACACCCAAAGGAGAGCGAUUUUUCUGGAUUUCCGAGCGUACCGAUGACCGAGGCGGUUUUUCUGCCAGGAACCUUCUACCUUUCUGUAUGUGCCUGCGUGUGUGUGUGUGUGUCUGUGUAUACAUAUCUAUCUCCUAGAGAGGGAUUAAUUAACCGGGUUUGAGCUGAAAGAGGCUGCAGUGACGAGCCCAGUGGCGAUUGGCCGCCCGCCUGCCUGGCCCUGCCUUUAUAAUUUCCACACGAGUGCAUCUGGGCUCUUAUACAAACCAACAGCCAGCUUCUUCUGACAUACACACACACACGGCACUUUUUUCCACCAUCUGAUUAACCACCCAGCAUACACACAGUGAUUACUACGGGAAAACAUAAAUAAAUACGAAGAGGUUUUAUUAUUUUGACUACUGGAAGCCUCACUGUGUCUCAGUGCAACUUUUGUUUUUCUUGCUUCUGGGGAAGGUGCAGCUCUCAAUGCUUUCCUCUCACUCACGGACCCUUUAAAAAAAGGGGGAGGAAAAAUAUCGCCCCCUCCAGUCCCCCACCCGCUCCCCCCCCGCCCCCCCCCCUCCUCUCGCCACACACACUUCAAGACGGCUGAUCUAAAAAAGCAGGAAGAGAGCAUCUGAGGAGCAGCAGCCCCAGCACAUUUUGAAAAACAUUUGUUACAUUUCAGAGUGCGGCAGCCUGUUUCUCCUCUGAAGUUGGCUCCAGCCUUAGCAGCCGCAUUGGAUCCCACAGCCUAUUGCGAGACUCCGGUAUACAAUCCGGAUCUCUGCCCCAACAUGAUCGCGGCCCAGGCCAAGCUGGUGUAUCAUCUGAAUAAAUACUACAACGAGAAAUGUCAAGCCAGGAAAGCUGCCAUCGCCAAAACAAUCCGAGAAGUCUGCAAAGUGGUGUCGGACGUGCUGAAGGAGGUGGAGGUGCAGGAGCCUCGCUUCAUCAGUUCCUUGAAUGAGAUGGACAAUCGCUACGAGGGGUUGGAAGUCAUCUCCCCCACGGAGUUUGAAGUCGUGCUGUAUCUGAACCAGAUGGGGGUUUUCAACUUCGUGGACGACGGCUCCUUGCCGGGCUGUGCUGUGUUAAAGUUAAGCGACGGGCGCAAGAGGAGUAUGUCCCUCUGGGUGGAGUUCAUCACGGCGUCUGGCUACCUCUCCGCUCGCAAAAUCCGGUCCAGAUUUCAGACUCUGGUGGCUCAAGCCGUGGAUAAGUGCAGUUACAGAGACGUGGUAAAGAUGGUGGCGGACACCAGCGAAGUGAAGCUGAGAAUCAGGGAUAGAUAUGUCGUGCAGAUCACUCCGGCGUUCAAAUGCACCGGGAUCUGGCCGCGGAGUGCUGCCCACUGGCCGCUUCCUCACAUCCCCUGGCCAGGACCCAACAGGGUAGCGGAGGUCAAGGCGGAAGGCUUCAACCUCUUAUCCAAGGAGUGCCACUCUCUGGCCGGCAAGCAGAGCUCGGCCGAGAGCGAUGCCUGGGUGUUGCAGUUCGCAGAAGCCGAGAAUAGACUGCAGAUGGGCGGCUGCAGGAAGAAAUGCCUCUCUAUCCUCAAAACCUUGCGGGACCGGCACCUGGAGCUGCCGGGCCAGCCCCUGAAUAAUUAUCACAUGAAGACUCUGGUUUCAUACGAAUGCGAAAAGCACCCCCGCGAGUCGGACUGGGACGAGUCGUGCCUGGGGGACCGGCUCAACGGGAUUUUACUCCAGCUCAUCUCCUGCCUCCAGUGCAGGAGGUGCCCGCACUACUUCUUGCCCAACUUAGACCUCUUUCAGGGCAAACCUCACUCGGCUCUGGAAAAUGCGGCCAAACAAACGUGGCGACUGGCUAGGGAAAUACUUACCAACCCGAAAAGUUUGGAGAAACUUUAGAGGGUAACUGUAACAACAGCCUGACCGAAGUCUGCUUUUUUCCCGAUAAAAUUUAAGAAGCCUGUUCGAAAAGUCAAAUAUUUCCACUCGACAAUGCAAAUAAUAUUAUAUCUC
This is a messenger RNA of Dryobates pubescens (Downy woodpecker), 2224 nucleotides long. It is a transcript of the gene MAB21L1, whose product is annotated as mab-21 like 1. Bases 1031 to 2110 code for a protein of 359 amino acids. Lineage: Eukaryota; Metazoa; Chordata; Aves; Piciformes; Picidae. The record is from RefSeq and is a predicted model, not a curated record. The transcript has a single exon.